AGAGGAGCAGCGAUGACCGCGUCCAUGAGCUCCAGCGGCUUGGAGGUCCUCCUGUCCACCCUGCAGAAUGCCGGGGAUCUCGACAGCAUGCUGAAUAUUCUCAACAUCCUUGAUGAGCUGCUGUCAACUGGCUCAGAUCGUCGUAUCUGCUACAUGAUCAAUAAAGGUGGCAGCCAGGCAUUAUUGAGUGUGCUGGUCAACACUGCUCGCAGCUUCAGCCCCAACUACACCAUCCUGCUGCCACUGCUCCACCUACUGGCAAAGGUCGGGCACAGAGACCGGCGUAUCGGCCUGAAGGCGGAGGAGGCCGGAGCUGUUCUGCUGACUCUCAAUCUGCUCAGACAGAACAUCCAUCACACCAGGAGAGCUGCUGCCUGCCUGUGGGUCCUCCAGGUCUUCUCCUCUUCAGUUUCCACUGCAAACCUCAUUGGAGAAAACCAGGGACUGGAUGUUAUCUAUCAUCUCAUCCUGGCUUUUACCAUGAAGAAUUUGCACACCGUUAAGGCUGCGAUUAAUACCUUUGCUGCUCUACUGUGGACAAAGGCUAAUGUUUCCUCAGUGGUAUCAAAAGGUUACAUCUCUGGUCUGUUACGGCUUUACGAGGACUGGCACAGCAAGGACACGCAAAAUGUUGCUACAGAAAUCCGACUGGCGCUGCUACACUGCCUCCAUAAGGUCACUCAGUGUUCUGCAGGCAGGCAGGCUGUGGUCGCGCAAGGAGGAAUUGGCAUUCUCUAUCACAUUACACAGUCAUGUUUGCUGACUAAAGGUCUGGAGUCUCUAGUGGAGACGUCGGUCCAACUGAUGAGGAAGUGUCUUCCUAAAACUCCUCUGCCUCUGAAAUCCGAUCAGUCUGCCUACGUGUUUCCGUUGCCUGGACAACCAAACGGUGUCCCCGAUGUGGAGGAGACAUCAGAUGAAAGUGGCUCAGAGAGUGAUGCAGAAGAAGAGAGUCAGGAGGCAACUCCCCAAAGCUUUGACGAGGACUUGGAGACAGACCUGAAAAUACUGUGUGCUCGUCCGGAACCAGACCGACCCAAAGAGCUGCUGGCACAGUACAGCCAACUCUGUCCGGAACUCUCACAUGAGUUUGAGGAAGUGGAUCUGUGUUCGGAGCCGGAGGAAAGCUCAACCGCAUCAUCUUCGGAUGAAGACAGUCUGGUCUUCAACAGGUUUCUGCCUCACCUCUCCAGAGGCAGGAGAAAGAAGAUUAGUGCCGAAAAUGAAGACGACACCUCCUCUGCUGCGCCUCAGUCAGAGCAAGAAUCAUCCACUGAGGCACAACCAAAAGCUGCGGCUCCUUCGGACAUCCAGGAUUUCCACAGCAACGUCCUCGGCACUCAGCCCAGCUUCCACACCAAAGUUAGAGCAGCGAGGGGUGAAAGUGUUCCAGGUCAGAAGAUGGUCGAGCACGAUGAUCUGGAAGAUGAAAGAGAUUCCCAUUGUUGUAGCGUGGUGGAUCAGUUUUUGGACAGACAUGGUGCUUGCGUCCCCCAUCACGAGCCCAAGUUGUAUCGCACUGCAGCUUUCCAAACCAAGUCUAUUCCGGGAUUCAGCAUCCUAGCUUUUCCUGACUUCUGGGGUCACAUCUCACCUCCAGGACAGGCAGCCAUGGCCCCACGGAGACCCAACGUGCAGAGGGACAAAGUGCUUGAGGACAUCCAGCGAUUCCUCAAUCCAGGUGACAUCAUCAACCAGGUGGUUUUUGACCUGGAAGACAGCAGUCCCCAGUGUCCGUCCAACAGACUCGAGUCCUUGAGGUUUUUCUCCAAGUUUGAAUGUGGAAACCUGAGGAAGGCCAUCCAGGUCCGCAGUUAUGAAUACGAUCUCAUACUGAACGCGGACGCCAACUGCUGUCAGCACACUCAGUGGUUUUACUUUGAAGUCAGCAACAUGGUGGCCGGCGUCCCGUAUCGUUUUAAUGUCAUCAACUGUGAGAAGAGCAACAGUCAGUACAACUACGGCAUGCAGCCGGUGCUGUACUCGGUGAGGGAAGCUCUGGAAGGCAGACCGCACUGGCUCAGGAUCGGAACUGAAAUCUCUUACUUCAGAAACCACUUUUGUCCGGCACGUGGCAGAAACAAACCCACCUUUUACACUUUGACCUUCACCGUCUCCUUCAGACACAGCGAGGAUGUCUGUUACCUGGCUUACCAUUAUCCCUACACCUACUCCGCACUCAAGGCCCAUCUUAAGGUCUUGCAGAAGUCGGUGGAUCCAGCUAAGGUGUUUUUCCACCAGCAGACUCUGUGCAACACUUUGGCUGGAAAUCCUUGUCCUUUAGUGACCAUCACUGCCUGUCCCACCAGCAGGAGCUGGAAAGACAUGCACCAGCUACAUAAUCGGCCCUGCAUCGUGCUGACGGCUCGCGUCCACCCCAGCGAGUCCAAUGCCAGCUGGGUAAUGAAGGGCAGCCUGCAGUUCCUGUGCAGCAGCGACCCCGUGGCCCAGAGUCUGAGGGAAGCGUUCGUGUUCAAAAUCAUCCCGAUGCUCAACCCAGACGGAGUCAUCAACGGCACGCAUCGCUGUGAUCUUAACGGUGAAGAUUUGAAUCGUCAGUGGUGUAAACCCGACCCCGUCCUCAGUCCAACUAUCUACCAUGCCAAAGGACUUCUCUACUACCUCAACAGCACAGGAAGAACUCCUCUGGUUUUCUGUGACUACCACGGACAUUCUCGGAAGAAGAAUGUUUUUCUGUACGGCUGCAGCAUUAAGGAGACUCUCUGGCAGUCCAAUUCUGCCGUCAACACGGUCGGACUGAAAGAGGACCCUGGAUACCGGACCAUUCAGAAAACACUGGACCGAAUCGCACCGGCCUUCUCCUUCAACAGCUGCAGCUAUUUGGUGGAGAAGUCGCGCUCGUCCACGGCGAGGGUGGUGGUGUGGAGGGAGAUCGGCGUCCUGAGGAGUUACACCAUGGAGACCACUUACAAUGGCUGUGAUCAGGGAAUAUAUAAGGGUUUGCAGACAGGAACCAGGGAGCUUGAGGAGAUGGGGAUGAAGUUCUGCCACAGUCUGCUGUCCGUAACCAGAGACGUGAUGACACUUUACGGCAGGAGACUCAUCAACUACAUUGACCUGGACCACAACAUCCUGGACCACAAGUCAUACAAUUGUUUUGAAGAUGACGAGCCACCGUGUGUCGAGAAGAUUGAAUAUUCCACAGACUGUCCUGCGGUAAACGCCGCCGACCUGGAUGCAGAUGUCAACAUCAACAUGGCCGGCGGUGAUGACAAUGAGGAGGAAGAGGAGGAAUUUAAGGAAGCAAAUCGACGGCAAGUUAGCGACGGCCGGUCUGACCAGUCAGGCCUGAAAACCCGACGCUUCCCUCAGCAGUUCUGCCCGUCCUCCUCAGAGACGCUGAAUGAGAAAAGAAACGUGUGUAACGGCGUGAGUUUUGCUAACGUACAAAUGGUGGACUGAAGCUGUUUUUUUUUUUUUUAAUCUUAUCAUAUCUUAAUUUUGUUUUGUUUCUCAGGCAGAAGUUGAGCGGUUUUUUCUCUUGAAGGUCUCAAAGCAUUGUAGUUCUUCAAUACUGUACAAAACCACAUUAAACUUACCUGAACAAAACCUGAAACACCUGAACUAAACAAACGUAAAGGGCCCAUCUUGACGCUCUACAGUGCACAACGUAAACGGCACUGUGGGAGUCUGGUUGGGCAUGUCUGAC
This is a messenger RNA of Thalassophryne amazonica, 3670 nucleotides long. RefSeq names its product cytosolic carboxypeptidase 4. The coding region runs from base 13 to 3423 and encodes 1136 amino acids. Gene Ontology annotation, molecular function: metallocarboxypeptidase activity; zinc ion binding. NCBI's taxonomy places the organism in Eukaryota, Metazoa, Chordata, Actinopteri, Batrachoidiformes, Batrachoididae. The transcript has 26 exons. The record is from RefSeq and is a predicted model, not a curated record. Gene Ontology annotation, biological process: protein side chain deglutamylation; C-terminal protein deglutamylation; proteolysis.